GCCAGCUUGGCAUCCUCGCUAUCCGCACUAGUCUAAGCGAGAGUGACUUUCGCGAUCGAACGGAGACGAGAGAGGUUUAGCAAAUUUUAUCGUCUCUCGCCAUGUUCCUUUCGCUGCGUUGAAAAAUUAAACCCUCGGCUGAUCAUACGGCGGUACGAUGGAGAAGGGAGCCGAACAACGAGAUGCGCCCGCCGCUGCAUUGCGGCCGGUCGACACGGAGUCAGUCGGCGACAAGGAUGUCGCUAUCGCGAUGGUCGGAGAGGAAGAACAUACGGUUGAUCCCGUCGUCGUCCGGCGUGCCGUUCGCAAGAUCGAUUGGUUUUUUAUUCCAGCUAUGACUGUUGGUUAUGGGCUCGUAUACUACGACAAGGCUAUUCUGGGAUCUGCAGCCCUAUUCGGCAUGACGGCAGACUUGAAGCUCAGCGUCCCGGAUCCGCGGCACCCACCCGCGGUUGACACGUCGCGGCUCAGCUGGGCAACGUCCAUCUUCUAUUUCGGUAUGCUGGGAGGGCUUUACCCCAUGUCAUAUGCUCUACAGCGCUUUGAGACGGGACGUGUUCUCGGAGGCGUUGUUGUGCUCUGGUCUUUGAUCUGCAUGCUUACUGCUGCGGUGACCUCCCAUCAGGGGUUAUAUGCACAACGCUUCUUCCUGGGCUUCAUUGAGAGUAUCAUUCCGACGGGGUUUAUGUGCAUCGUCAGUGGGUAUUAUACGCAGCAAGAACAAUCUCUGCGACAGAGCUGGUGGUUUUCCUCGACCGGACUCUGGACGAUUAUUGGUGGUGCUCUUAACUAUGGGUUUGCCCAGAUAACAGGAGGCGGUCUACGUCGUUGGCAAUACAUCUAUCUCCUAGCUGGAUGUCUUACAUUUAUUUUCGGUCUAUUCUGCUUUGCCGUCCCGAGCUCUCCCGUGUCGGCAUGGUUCUUGACUAAAGACGAGAGGUUCGCCGCAGUGGAGAGACUGCGAUACGGUCAAACCGGCGUUCGCUGUACCAAGUUCAAAUUGUCGCAACUGAAGGAGGCUGUGCUUGACGUCAAGAUAUGGCUGAUAGCUAUCAUGAUGGCCUCAGCUUAUACCGUGAAUGGUGCUGUCUCCGGCUUUGGUCCUCUAAUUGUGUCAACAUUCGGUUGGAGUACUUUAGAGUCUAUCGUCUUCCAAUUUCCACUAGGAGGUCUAUGCUUGAUCGCAAUUCUACUCACAGGCUGGCUUGGGUCGCGUUACCCAAAUAUUCGCAUAUUCAUGUUGAUUAUCUGUUGUCUUCCAGUCAUAGCAGGUUGCGCCAUCAUCUGGAAGAGCCAGUGGACAUAUCAUGCCGCAGCGCCCGUAGUGGGUUAUACGAUUACGGGUACCUUUGGCGCCGUGGUAAGCUUGAUUAUCACGAUUGGAAUGUCCAACGUCGCCGGGCACACUAAAAAGAGCUUUACUUCAGCAACUAUCUUCGUCGCAUAUUGUGUUGGAAACAUCAUCGGACCACAGUUGAUCAAGAGUCAGACUAAAGCAUCUCAUUACCCCGAGCUAUGGCUUGGGCUCAUCAUAUGCUAUUGCAUAACCAUCUUAGCUUCAAUAGCCCUCUUCAUAGUGCUCAAGCGUGAGAACCGAAAGAAAGAAUCCGCAAUGGUAGAAGACGAAGCCGAGAGAUCCAAACUCGCGUUUCAAGAUCUCACGGAUAAGGAGAACCCGUAUUUCAGAUACGUCAUGUAAGGUUGAAUGAAGACAGUUAAUGGCAACUAUUACUCUGUUGUGUAGUUGACAGUUCUGCCAUUACUUCGUCAUCCCUGAUGACUUUGUGUGUGAGCCAAAUAUGUUUUUGAAGCGCGUGGAAAACUUGGAUGACUUCACUUCCCCGCCCUCCUCAGAAAUAGAGCCCAGGCUCAUAAGGCUACUUCUACGGCGUUUCACGGCAUCGCUGAUGGAACUCAUGUCGCGUACAAUCGCUUCCUCCCGUGUUC
Messenger RNA from Daldinia vernicosa, 1947 nucleotides. Its product is annotated as MFS general substrate transporter. The transcript has 5 exons. Bases 158 to 1699 code for a protein of 513 amino acids. Lineage: Eukaryota; Fungi; Ascomycota; Sordariomycetes; Xylariales; Hypoxylaceae. Gene Ontology annotation, cellular component: membrane. Gene Ontology annotation, molecular function: transmembrane transporter activity. Gene Ontology annotation, biological process: transmembrane transport. The record is from RefSeq and is a predicted model, not a curated record.